GAAUUAGAACGAAGAAAGCCCUUAAACCUCAGAUGCACAACUUUCAAAAGGCGUCUCUUAAAGGUCUUGUCACCAAUCACUUUGUUAUCUGGUAUUGUUUACAGUGUUGCACACUUUUUAUAUUUGUCAGGAACACAGAAUAUUCACAAAGUAAGACAGCAGAGCAAGCGAGUGUGAGGAAGUCAGCUUUCCUUCCUCUGUUUUGCUGUAUCUGCUAUCUCAGAUGUCUCAGUCGUUUGUUUCAGCUUCUGAAAAUGAAUAUCUUUCAAGAAUCCUGCUGCUCCAUUUUUGGUAUUCUAUUGUUUUUCCUUCUUCAGGGGUCAUGUGUGAUUGUACAUAAAGCUGUUGGGAGCUCCCUGCAUUUAAUGCAUGAUAUUCCAAAAGAAAACCUUAGUCUGGUACAAUGGAAAUUAAAUGGGACAAUCUUUGCAGAGUAUGAUGGAACUAAGCUUAAAGACUUGAAAAAAGUUUUUGCCGGAAGGUUAAGGACGAGUGAUAUUAGUGUAACAGUAGAAGAACUUCAUUUCCAGGAUUCUGGAAGCUUCUCCAUUGUUGCAGAAGGACCCCAUUCUAAGCAAUAUAAAACAAAAGUAAUUGAGCUACAUGUGCAAGAUCUCAUCAGAAAUGUACAGAUUAAGUCCAAUUUUACCUGGCAGGAGUCAAAAAAUAUGUGCACAUUUCAUCUUCACUGUCUGGUCUCUGGCAAUCUGAAGCCGUCCUACAGCUGGAGUGGCUUUGAGGUUGGGAGUGAACAACAUCUACAUUUCAGUCUCCAUCCAGCAAUGAGCGUCACACUCAAUUGCACAGCCAAUAACAGUGUCAGCAUUAAGUCUGCUACCUUGACAGUGAAGUGCAGUGAGGAGUCUAUAUCAAGUUUUCUUCAGUACAAGUAUUUGAUGAUUGCAGUAGGAACUGGAAUUGUGGGAAUUGUCAUGCUCAGCGGAAUCAUAGCAGUGUGCUGCAGGUGGAGGACCCGUAAAGGAAAAGGGGACAGUGAGGCAGAGAUAACAAUGUAUGAAGACGUGAACUCUGGUGGCACAGCCAAGAAAAAGAAACGAACAGAAAGUGUUGUGAAUGGGAUAUCUAUUUAUGAAACAGUAGAUGACACAAGAAUCAAGUCAAACAUGCCUCAAACUCUUUAUGACAAAAUCAACUAUCAACGUCACCCUGCUGUUGGCCCAAGCACUUCCUCUCCCUACCAAGAAGUUCUUUGAAUAAGACACAGAUGGACUGUUUAUGUUUCAUUUCGAGCUUACACCUCUGGAUCUGUUUAAUCACCUUACCAUAUGUAUUAUAGUCUGAAUCUGGUGAGUUUGGACCCUGUGAUUGAACCCGUGCAUUAAAUUUAUGUUUUAUUAAAUGUAACAUUGAAACACUUUAUGCAUGCUGUAGCUAUAACUUUCAAGUGCAAGUUGCAGUUCACCCUAAAGAUGCAACCGCCCAAGUUUAGCAAUAAACCAAUCUCAGUAUAAUAGUGUGAAUACAUAUUCUGAGUGACUCUAUAUUUUCUUUUGGAAAACAUAUUUGAAAAGAGAAGCCAUUCACUCACACCCUGCAAUUGACUUUUGUAUGAUUAGUAAAUCAGCACUAAUGGGUGAAACAAAAUGCCUUGAAUUGCUUUGAACUGUGAUAAUCUGUUGACAAUUGAGAGAAUAAGCAUGUCUUGGCUUUGCAUGUAUUUAUGGUACUUAAACUCUGAACAUGUUUAUCAUUGAAUGGAAGAGAAAUAAAUGUUUACUGAUGGCAUAUUGUAACUCAUCCAAACAGCCGCUCUAGUGACAACAGAACAGUCAUUAACGUUAAUGAUACCCCUUGCAUUGGGUAUGGUAUUGUACAGUAAGUCAAAUUCUAGCUAAAUUUUCCUAUCUAUGAAUAUCUAGGAGUAACCAUUGCUAGAUUAACUGCUUUCCUGUGAUGCAAAGCAAAGGUUUUAAAAUGGAGCUCCACCAUAGAAUCUUGCUACAUUUACAUCAUUGGCAAAUGUUUACUGAUUGGUCACUCAAUUCCCUCAAAUAACUUCAUUGUUUCCAUCAGCACAAUUAAUUCCUUUUUACCUACUUUUUCCAUACCACCCCCUCAUUUGUUUCAGAGUAGAUUAGUAUAUCUGCACUAUAUGGGCAAAAGUAUGUAACGAACCGAAUACCACACCCAAAUGUGCUUGAAAGUUUAAUUUCAAAAUUAUAGGCAUUAACCCCUCCAUUUGCUAUAACAACUUCCAGUCUUCAGGGAAAGCUCUCUACUAGAUAUUGGAACAUGGCUGUGGAGAUUUACAUCAAAAGCAUCAGUGAAGUCAGGCACUGAUGUUGGGCAUUGGGACAUGGCUUACAGUCAGUGUUCCAGUUCAUACCAAAGGUGUUCAGUGUGAAUCAGGUCUGGGUCUUGAGAAGGCCAGUCAAGAUCUUUCACAUCAGACUCCGUAAACCAUGUCUUUAUGGACCUCGCUUUGUGCACAGGGGCAUUGUCAUGCUUGAACAGAAAAAGACCCACUCCCAAACUUUUGCCACAAAAUUUGAAGCACACAAUUUUCAAAAUGUGUUAUUGUAUGGAGUAGCAUUAAGCUUUGUUCUCACAUGAACUACUACUAAUUAGAAGGGAUGGCCAUAUACUUUUAUGUUUAAUUAAUUAAUUAAUCCACCUGCCAGCUUGAUCUUGCACCUUAAACACAUUGCAUGUUAUCACAACACCCAAUUCCCACCUUGCCUAUACUUUUCUUGCAACUGGCAUUAUCCCAUUAACCCUAAAUUUGCAGCUGGCUCUUCAAUACUUAAGAAAUAUUUUCAGGCCCUUAAGUAUUACACAAAUAUCCAACCCAAACUCAAAUAAAAAACUAAAAGAUGUUUGUUAGUGGAGAAAAAAAAAAUAUUGGGAAAAACCAGGUUCAGCUGGGGGAGCCAGUUUCCCUCUGGCUAUACAGCAUGAAUACAAUGGCAAUAUCAGCUAUGUGUAAUACAAGUCAUGUAUUAGUUGAGUAAAAUUACUAGAUUUUUGGUGGGCAAUGUUUAAAUUAAAGAAUAUUAAUUGAACUGUAAGAUUAAUGAUUGUGUAAAAUGUGUGAUGAAUAAACACAGAAACAAUGUCCAA
Molecule: messenger RNA, 3081 nt
Organism: Myxocyprinus asiaticus (Chinese sucker)
Lineage: Eukaryota; Metazoa; Chordata; Actinopteri; Cypriniformes; Catostomidae
Exons: 7
Coding region: 33-1214 (393 amino acids)
Source: RefSeq, a predicted model, not a curated record